Molecule: messenger RNA, 3010 nt
Organism: Siniperca chuatsi (mandarin fish)
Lineage: Eukaryota; Metazoa; Chordata; Actinopteri; Centrarchiformes; Sinipercidae
Product: protein FAM131B-like
Exons: 11
Coding region: 176-1579 (467 amino acids)
Source: RefSeq, a predicted model, not a curated record
CUCUUCUCACAUACGGAGGAGAGGAGGACAGUGAAGAAGAGGAGACAGAGAGAAGGAGGAGACAGAGAGGAGGAGAGGGGAAAGCGCAGAGAGUAAGAGAGAAAUCCGGGGAGAAAUGCCCGCUGGACGGAUGGAUUUUAUUUUCCCCGAGCUGCACGAGCCUCUGUAAGACACCAUGGGCUGCAUAGGAUCCCGGACGAUCACAGUGGAUGCGGUGCCGGUACAGAAAGAUGGGGAUCAGCAUGGCCGUGCCGAGUUUUCCUGGGAAGGAAUCAAUUUGUCCAUGGAGGACACUACUUCCAUUCUGCCUCGUCUCAAGAGGAAGCCCGCCAACUCCUAUGGGAUCGGUGCCCUGGCUAAGUCCUCUCUGACAGGUGUGUCAGGUGUGAGUCGCUCCAUGAAGGACAAAGUGACCAAGCCCACUGCCAUGGCCCAGGGUCGCGUUGCGCACAUGAUCGAGUGGCAGAGCUGGGGCAAACCAUCUGCGGGGCCUCUGGGGGCCGCGGGACAUACCAACCUGCAGAGGGAAAAGGAGAGGAGGAUGGAGAACGACGCCUACAGCGACCUUAGUGAUGGCGAGAAGGAGGCUCGCUUUGCUGCAGGCAUCAUGCAGCAGUUUGCGAUCUCUGAGGCGACUCUGUUCGGCUGGAACUCGAUGGACGGGGAGAGUAUGGGAGCUGGCUCCAACCAGGGCAGCGUCGCUCACCUCAGUGAGGUCAACCAGGAGAGCAUCACCAGCAGAGACCAGGUGCUCCACCACUCCUCUGCGGAUGUGUGGCCUCACACCUACGUCUCACAGGGCCUGUACUGCCUGUCGUCCUCAGAUGCCUGGGACCCAAUCACCAGCCAGCCCUCGGGCGUGGCCUCACCUGCUGCAGGCUCCUACAUCAUGGCUACUGGUGGCAGCAGUGGAGCUGGGGGUACACCUGGUGAGGCGUAUGAGGGGACAGUAGGCGGUUACCUUCAGCAGCACCAGACUCAUUUCACCCUGCAGCAGCACAACCAACUCCAACAGCUCCAACAUAUUCACCACUACCAGCAGCAACAGCUUCUGCAGUACCAACAACAGUCUAUGGAGCACAGGCCACAUAGUGCCUCCCAUUCCCUCCAAGCCACUCCCAACAGCACCAUCCACAGUCUCGGUCCUCCCACCCACCCUCGGCUAGCUGACCUGUGGGGAGCUGCGCAGGUCAAAGCACACCACGUGGAGAUCGUUGGGCAGCUGAGUGGACAGAUGGCUGAAAUGGUCGGAGGGGUGGUGGAGACAGUCGGAGAGGAGCCAGAGCCUGAGUCUGAAGGAAUCCCUGAGCAGCAUGAAGAAGAAGAAGAAGAGGAGGAGCUGACAAAGGUAGAAGAGGUAACAUUAACCUUGGAGCCGGAGCCAUGCUCUUUGACCCCGUCCCCGCUGAGGGAAGACGCCCCCUCAACCAGAGGCUCAAGCCCAGGACUGCCAGCCCAGAUGGCCGAAUCUGUCGCGCAGAGGAUCCCGUUCGACGUCACACCCUGCGUUGUCCAAUUGCUGGAGGAGAAGGACGAAGAGGCGGAGGAGGGCUCCAUUGUUGUUGUCGCGACCAACUGAAUCAUAGGGCCAGAAGAAACUGACAAAAGCAGAAAAUAAAUACUUCAAUAAUCAAUCAAGCUAUUCUAUCCCAACCCCGACCCCCUCCACCUCCCAACUAUUUACCCACUUUGAGUCCGAGGAAAUGCAAGAAGACUUUUUCCAGAUGAAAACGUGGGAUGUAAUGUACACAAACUAAAUGCCAAGAAGCCCCCCUAAGUUACUGGAAAUGUGGAAUAUUACGUAUGUGACAAUGAACACAUAAAAUUUAAGGCAGAGAAGAGACUUCAAUUCAGUGACUGCUGAAACAAGCUGUGUGAGGAUAAGAUGGAUUCACAAAAUAUUUGGACCAAUCGGACAAAAGAACCAGGACUGCAAGCCGAACAGUUGGCAACGGAUGGAUGUGAAAUUCUCUAAAAAAGAAAAGAAAAGAAGAAGGUAGGAGAAGAGGAGGAAAGAAAGAGCCUAGUUAAAAAUUCAGUGCAAUACAACAAACAUGGACACAACAACAAUUGGGUCAAACUGUAUUUGCAAAUAAUUCUGAGUGGUUGGUUCACUCCAGAAGUGUCACAUCCUAAAAACCAGAAGAUGUACCUGGUCAUAGAGAACUGCUUGAUUUGCUAGUUAAUGUAUUUUGCUUUGAUCGACAGCUUGUCUGAGCCCUAGUUGAGAUGUUCUGAUGAGGUAAACCCAGUCCAAUCUGAUACUCAGAGUGACCUGUGGCACACACUCGGAGUCAUUUGCAAACACAUGAUCUGGACACAACCAAAAGAAAGUGCAUGCUUUUUAACAGUGACCUAGCCCUAACAGUAUAACACAGUAUACAAAGUAAUAAUAUAUCAAAUUGCUUUUUAUAAUAAAAGAAAAAAUCCAAUAAACCGAUAUGUAUUUGUAUGAAUGUAAGACUGUAUGUAUGUUUGUAUGAAUGUAGCUUUGUUUGUGUGUAAAAAAAUAUAUAUAUAUUCUGGGAAACAGAUUCUUAUUGAUGUUCUGUUCCACCAUGUGUUGCAAAAGUACACACACAUACAUAUGCACACACAUUUGUACUUACAGUCUUGUGAUGACCUUCACUAAGAUAAUGUAUUGCCUGGCCCCUAACAUACCUAACCAAACCUUAAUACUAAGCUUAACCCCAAAAACAGCCUUUUUAAGAGGUGAGGGUCAGACAAAAGCGUCCUCAAACUCAAGGUCACACAUUGGUCCGUCACAAAGAUAAAAAUAUAAGAGCACACGCGAACAGUAUGCUUGUUGGGAUACUGCACUCCUCAGCCCAUCCCCCAACCAUCUACUGUACCAGAGGGGUUACUAACUGGUGGCUAUUCAUAAGACAAGUGGAACCAGGUAGACAGUGAUGGUGGUUGGGAAAACUGAGCAGGCCAUGGCAUUCAGAUGAAAUUGCCUAUCAAGCCACUGUAAUUUAAACUAAGCAUAAAAUAAAGAUAUAAGACCGGG